AACACCGGGCCGAUAACACAAACCUAGACAUCCUAGCCUUCAAUCACGGAAAAGUUUGUGUUCGCAAAAAUGAAUAGGAUAUUUCUAUUUGCCAUUUUAUGCGUUGCAAUAGUCGCUUCAGAGAAACUCCAAGGAGUUCGAAGGACUGUGCACAUCACAAAAAGACAAGCAGGUGGAGGAUGUCUAUAUGAGGGUACCGUCCAUCGACAGGGGGAGACCUGGCAGGUACCCUGUAAAUACAACUGUGUCUGCAAAGACGGAACAAGCGGACAAUACAGCUGUACAGAAAUCUGUCCUCAUUAUGAUACACUCCCUGAUGGAUGUUACAUGGCACAGGAUCCAUCAAACAGUUGUUGUCAAAAGCCACAGUGUAACUUCCAGCCCUCUGGUGGUAGCGGCGGAGGAAGUGGAACUGUACUAACAGGAAGUUCUGGUGGUGGAACAGGAAGUUCCGGUGGUGGUACGAAACACGUGCAAAUGGGCGGUGGUAGUUCGCACUCCGGAUCUUUUAUGAGUGGAGGAUCUUGUCAUGACGCAAUUAACAACUGUGCUAAUUACGGAAAGGCCGUGUGUUCUGAUGCCAGUUACUCCCAAUGGGUCAAACAGAACUGUGCUCUCUACUGUAAUAUGUGUGGAGGAACAAGUUCUAGUAGUGGUGGUGGAGAUGGUGGAUUCAGCCUGCACUUUGGUACAGGCACAAGUGGAUCGGGUGGAACAGGAGCAAUGACAGUUUCAGGUGGAUCAGGAACGAUGACUGGACCAGGAACAAUGACAGGCUCUUGUACUGAUGCUAUUAAUAACUGUGCCAGUUACGGAACUGCUGUCUGUACUGACCAACAAUACAGCGCCUGGGUGUCAAAGAACUGUGCUAAAUUCUGCAACAAGUGUGGAAUGACAGGUACAAUGACUGGAACAGGUGGAACUAUGACUGGAACAGGUGGAACAAUGACUGGUACAGGUGGUACAAUGACUGGAAUUAGUGGAACAAUGACUGGCACAGGAACAGGUGUACCUAUGACGGGUACUGGAACAGGUGGAACUAUGACUGGUACAGGUGUAACUAUGACUGGUACAGGCGGAUAUCCCGUUCCCGUGCUUCCAGGAGGGUCGGGUGUAUAUACUGGAACAGGAGGGACUGGGGGUACAGAUGGAAGUGGAACAGGCGGUUUUGUUGUUCCUGGUGGAUCAGGAUCGGGUGUAUAUACUGGAACAGGAGGGACAGGGGGUACAGAUGGAAGUGGAACAGGGUCGGGAGUGUAUACUGGACCAGGAGUUACAGGGGGUACAGGAGGAACAAUGACCGGAGGAACAGGAACCAUGACUGGGGGAACAGGAAUGUGUGCUGAUAAACUCAACAACUGCGCUAACUACGGCAAAGCUGUCUGUACCGACGCUACUUACGCUGGCUGGGUCAAGGAGAACUGCCCAGCUUACUGUGGACAUGGUGGUGCAAUGACCGGAACUGGUGGUGGAAUGACUGGAACAGGAUCCGGUGGGACUAUGACUGGCACAUCUACAGGCUGUGUAUACAAGGGUCAGGUUUACCAACAAGGACAAACCUGGAAGGACGGGUGUACCUACAGAUGCACAUGUGCUGAUGCCACCACAGGAAAAUACACGUGCACAGGACUCUGUGUACAAUGGAAUCUUCCAUCAUCUUGUCGCUUGAAUCCUCCUGCUGCUGGAAAAUGUUGUCAGACACCUAACUGUCCCCCUACCGUACAAGUCCAGUACCCUCCAAACUUCGUUGAGGAGUAGACUUUUGUUAAACUCGAACAAAAGCACAAUAAAAACAUUUAAUAAUUUUUUUACAUGUUUAUCAGUGGAAGUGCAAUUAACGAUCGAUCGCCAUACGAAUAAUGUGAUUGAUAUACAUGUACAAUACAAUUUAUUUUUUAUAUAUAUAAAUUAAAUAAAGUUUCAGACUUGUU
This is a messenger RNA of Saccostrea cuccullata (small rock oyster), 1931 nucleotides long. Its product is annotated as putative per-hexamer repeat protein 5. NCBI's taxonomy places the organism in Eukaryota, Metazoa, Mollusca, Bivalvia, Ostreida, Ostreidae. The record is from RefSeq and is a predicted model, not a curated record. Gene Ontology annotation, molecular function: protein binding. Bases 70 to 1758 code for a protein of 562 amino acids. The transcript is spliced from 32 exons.